This is a messenger RNA of Macrobrachium nipponense, 2204 nucleotides long. Its product is annotated as large neutral amino acids transporter small subunit 1-like. The coding region runs from base 549 to 2009 and encodes 486 amino acids. The transcript has 9 exons. Gene Ontology annotation, cellular component: membrane. Gene Ontology annotation, biological process: amino acid transmembrane transport. NCBI's taxonomy places the organism in Eukaryota, Metazoa, Arthropoda, Malacostraca, Decapoda, Palaemonidae. Gene Ontology annotation, molecular function: L-amino acid transmembrane transporter activity. The record is from RefSeq and is a predicted model, not a curated record.
CGACCAGUUGUCAUACGUCAGCGGGCCUAAGCUGUAAGCCGGGAACGAAUGGCUGGCGAGAGUCACUUCACAAGUAAGACGCGUCCGAGCAACUUGCACGCUCUCGCCUCUCUGUUGACCGUGACUAGCAGGCCAGUUGUAAACUUCGUCACUGCGCUAUGUCAUUUGAACAAUGACGGAAAAUGUUACAUUGAAGCAAGAUCUCAUUUUCCUUCAGACCAAAGUAACAAAUACAUAGCAGGACGUCUGUAAUCACCAAAAGCUUUGGAAUUUCAGUUGAUUUCUGGAAUUACUUUGACAGUCUUUGUCCAUCGUCGAUUUGACCGUCUUCUUGAUUUCAGCACCGGUGUGUCUGUCUACGUUUGCUGUUCUCUGUCAACUCCUGAAGGAGAAACGUUUGUUUGGCGUCUGCUAGUCCAUUUCGUUGAACGAAUUCAAGGCUUCCUGCUUGGGAAACAGUAAACAAGGUCAACUUCCGUUUAGAGGCGGAAUAUAUAUAUUUUAGUCAGAGGAACCAGACGUCUACGACUACAGGUCAAGUAAGCAAAAUGGAAGACGAAUUAGGAGGAGGCAGAAGAGGAUCAAGAAUCGUGCUGAAGAGGAAAGUGACGCUAAUCAACGGCGUCGCCUUAAUCGUGGGUUCGAUCAUCGGAUCUGGUGUCUUCGUGUCCCCGGGGGGCGUGCUCUUCUUCGCCGGGUCCCCUGCUGCAGCUCUCCUCGUGUGGACCAUCUGCGGUGUCUUCUGCAUCGUCGGGGCGCUAUGCUUUAGCGAACUUGGUACGAUGCUCCCUGCCGCCGGCGGGGAGUACGCCUACAUCCUGAGGGCCUUCGGCGGACUGCCCGCCUUCCUGACGCUGUGGGUGAACGUGGUCGUCAUCCGGCCGGCGACCCAAGCCGUGGUGUCCUUAACCUUCGCCGAAUAUGCCCUGGCCUUGACCUUCCCCAACGUCGACCCUCCCAAGAUGGCGGUCACUCUGCUGGCUGCCAUGGCACUGUGUGUGCUGACAUUCAUCAACUGCGUCAGCGUCCGGCUGACGAUGAGGAUCCAGACGGUGUUCACAGCCGCCAAGCUUCUGGCCCUCGUCAUCAUCAUCGUCGCCGGAGCUCUGCAUCUGGGUCGAGGUCACACGGAGAACCUAGACCGAGGCUGGGAGGGAGAGCACAACAUAGGAGGGCUGGCAUUGGCCCUCUAUUCUGGACUCUUCGCCUACGGCGGAUGGAAUUACCUGAAUUUGGUCACGGAGGAACUCAAGGACCCCUACAGAAACCUUCCCCGGGCGAUCUGGAUCGGGCUGCCGAUGGUGACGGUGGUGUAUGUCCUUGUCAACGUAGCUUAUCUGGCUGUGCUGUCGCCGCAGGAAGUUCUCACGUCCAAUGCUGUGGCUGUGGCUUUCGGCAGCGAAGUCCUGGGUCCUCUGAAGUACACGAUCCCGGUGUUCGUGGCCCUGUCAACUUUCGGCAGCCUGAAUGGCAUCUUGUUCACCUCCGGCAGGCUGUUCUUGGCCGGAGCUCGAGAGGGACAUCUGCCGCCUCUGCUCUCCUUCAUCCAUCUUCGCGCGCGCACGCCUGUCCCUGCUCUGCUGGUUACGUGCGUGUUAUCUCUGUUUAUGCUGGGCGCUAACAUCAUCUUCCUGAUCAACUGCCUGUCUUUUGUGCUGUGGCUCAGUAUCGGGGCGGCCAUCGGGGCUCUUCUGUGGCUCCGCAAGAAAGAGCCAAACCUGAAGAGGCCCAUCAAGGUUCAUAUGGCUCUCCCUUUGAUUUUCUUUGGCUGCUGCGUCUACCUGGUCGUCGUACCCAUGAUAACAGAGCCAAUUAGCACAGGUAUGGGAGUACUGAUGACACUCUCUGGCAUCCCUGUCUACCUCGCUUGUGUCAUGUGGAAGUUGAAACCCAGAUGGAUUAACAAUAUGCACAGGGAAAUCACUCACCUCCUGCAGAAGGUACUACUCGUCGUGAGCCCUGAGCAGUCAACUCAUGAAUCCCUUUUAGAGGAGGAGGAUGAGAAUUAGGAAAGGAGAGAGAGAGAGAAACCUCUGAAACCAAUCACAAAAGUAUAAGGAAGUCGCCAUCUAUUUUCCAGAUAACGAACUAGAAUUGAGAAGAAUUUUGAAUUAAUACAAUAAAUAGCAAAUUUGACCUAGAGUGCCGCAAGAUGAAGCAAGAUGAUUUCUAAAAUGAAAAAUAUGAGAAUAAUAGCGAAACUU